GGCAUGACUAUCAAACCCCUGGUGGACCUGUUGGCCGUGAAGAAGAAGCAGGAGGCCAAGCGCUCCAUCAAUGAGGAGAUCCACACCCAGUUCCUGGACCACCUGCUGACUGGCAUUGAGGACAUCUGUGGACACUACGGCCAUCACCACUGGAAAGACAAGCUAAACCGCUUCAACAAGAAGUACAUAAAGAAGUGCCUGAUCGCGGGCGAGCGCUACAAGGAGCCGCAGCUCAUCGCCUUCUACCACAAGAUGGAGUUCAAGCAGGCCAUCGAGCUGGUGGAGAGUGGCGGGGGCGUCAAGCUGCCCUCCGCCGUGCCCUCGCAGGUCUCCAUGCAGAACAUCCAGCCCAAGAAGCUGCCGCCCCCUGUAGCAGAGCGGGCCCUGCCUCAGUUCACCAAGGGCCGUGAGGAGGAGAUCAGGAAGAUCCUCAGGAGCAACCUGCAGAAGACCCGCCAGAGGCUGCGCUCCUACAACAGACACACUCUGGUGGCCGAUCCCUUCGAGGACGGAUGGAACGACUUCCUCCUGAAGAAGCAGAGGUUGAUCGAGCUAGAAAAGAAGAUGACAGAGAUGAGUAACUACCUCACAGUCCCUGGCGCAAUUCCUGACUCCCCCACCAUGUGCAGAGCCAGACUGGCCUCGGACCCCAACGCCUUCUACAACAUCAAGGCGUCUUCAGACGGCGUCCCCACCAUCCAGGUGGACCUGGCCUCCCCCCAGUCCCCGGACUCUGUCAACAUGCUGAACGAGUUCUCCAAGGAGGGUGCCACGGGCCAGGGCCUGGGUCAGAGGGAGGGUGCCACGGGCCAGGGUCAGAGGGAGGGUGCCACGGGCCAGGGUCAGAGGGAGGGUGCCACGGGCCUGGGUCAGAGGGAGGGGGCUGACCGGGAUGAGGAUCGAGGUCUGAUGAUGAAGCCGGCCGGGAAAGGAGAGAAGGGAGAGGAAGAGGGGGGCAACAAGAACCCAGGGCUGAUGAGGUGUCUGAGUGACCCGGGACCCAGUAAUGAGGAUGAGGAGGAUGAACCAUUCCUUCCCUAAAAACAACAACUAGCUCCUCCCAUUGCGAGGAAUAGGGAGGGGCCUGGUUGUAGCGGCUCCUCCCCAUGAGCGGGGCACUACAGGGGAAAGGUCCACCUCCUCUCACUCCACCACCACCUCAUUUGAGUUUGCUAUCCCAUUGGUUGAGGAACAAAUAAAGCCAAAACUGUUAAGAAAGGACUUGGGACAUAACUUGAUUUAUGAACCAAAAGAGAAAAGGAUACUAAAUUGUUUAAGUGAUAGGAAGGCAGUCGCCACCUUGGCUGAUCUUGGGCUUGGUGGGAAUUAUCCCUAAAGACAGGGGAACAUAAUUAUGCGUUACCAAAGGGUUGGACUGGUUUAGUCACAGACGAUGUUCCACAUUUUGUCUUCAUAACGUUUACGAUCGGUCUUCUACUUUCAAGAAAAGUUGGCCUCAUUUUAUUUUUUUUGUCAGACAGAGUAAACCCCUUUUCACUAGGUGCAUUGUAUCACACAAUUCACCUCUUAAACGGCAUGUUUUUAAUUUCAGGGUUGAUAUGAGGCUGUUGUUUAUGUGGUUGUCUUUUGUCAUCGUUUGUCCUUCAGUUGGUCAGGGUUCUACGUGGUGUACACUGGAUGUACUUCACACUGUAAUGUCUGUCGAGUUUAGCACAGUCAAAACCCCUUUCUUCACCACCUCGCCUAUGGAGACCCUAAGUCUAAGGAAUGUGUCAAUCGCCACACUUGGAAAUGUUACAUCGCCGUUUAAAGCGUCGCCUCUCUAUUUUAAUCGAACAUACAAAAUCGGCAGCAUCGCUGAGAUGUGUAUGCUGUGCAGUAGAAGAUAAUUUACAUACAAGAAGGAUUGUGAUGCAACACCAAGAGAUUUGUUGAUCUUGAAUGGACUUCACUCCCCUAUAGAAGCCGAUCCCUAAAAUCACAGCAAAUACUGUUAUACUCCUGGCACCCAGCCAAAAAAACUGUUUUGAGUUCAAAUAAUUUACAAAGACAAAUUUGUAUUGUGCACUGUAGUGGACAUAAAGAAAAAGUUGAUAGUAAAUAUGAAACAUGUAUAUUACAGUUAAUGGGUACAGUAGGUAAACAUAGUUGUCACAUCCUGAUGUCUACUACAGAGGGCAUUUAUAAAAACUCGUAUUGAAUUUGGGGAAAAAUGGUUACACUGCUCUGAAAACCUUCCACAUUCUUUCUAAGAUAUUUACUAGAAGGAAUUUCAAUUCAAACUCACAAAAAUGACAAUUACACAAAUACAUACACUUACCUUCUUACCACAGCAUAUGCUAAUUGUGUUGGCAGCCAUUUUGAAAAUCCAGGAAGAGAACGUUAUCUAGGCCACACCCCCACCCAUGUGAUAUCAUUGGAUAAACCCAGAAUGUCCUACAACAGGACUUAACACAGUGGCAUGUCAAAGAGAGUGGACAAAAAUGAAUAGUUGGGUCUCAGGAGGAUAUGUUACAAGUUCCCUUUAAGAAAAGGCUCUAGUAUGGGCCAUUUCAGAACCAUUUUGUGGCGGUUUUCUCCAUAUUCUCUUGUCCGUAGUCACAUUUUAUGACUGAUCUAUUCUCUCUUUGCACCUUAUUCACAUCAAGUAUUUUUGACAUUUUUAAAAGACCCCGUUGCCGGUUUAACGUUCCUCAUUUGGUUUUUAGCACUCCCCUUUUGAAAAUGUAGUGUUCCAUAGCCAUUUUGGAGUUUUAGGCAUCACUGUGAAGGAUAUGUGGGUGGACUGAACAGAUCUUUUGUCGUCUAACCACCUCAAUGGCCCAGAAUAUAUAUUUACGCGUCCACCAUCACAGGGAUGUUGACUUUGUCAAUCCACAACAGACACAAUCAUGACACGCAGGUUAAAAUAUCAAAACCAACGAUGUUAAUUUGGGGCAGGUCGAAACACACAUUAAAAAUUCAUAGACAUUUAACCAGCUAGCUAGUUUAUCCUAGGAGAUGGACAUCGGGUUGUUAUUAUACCUGACAUGCAUACGGUCCGAUUAUUAGCUGGUUCAUGGUAGAAUUUUUGACCCGGAGUCAAAAUCGUGCAUCACUACUCCGAUGAAUCCACAGUUAAAAAGGGAAACCUAGUUAGUUUUUCAGUUCGUUAUCCCUAGUUAAUCGCUCCUCGUUUUGUCUUUCUUGCUUUCGCGUGGGUUUGUGUCUUCCUGAUAUCCAAUAAGGAGGGGACUUGCAGGGCGACCAAUGGAGCCAAGUUCCAUUUUAGCGCUUGGCUACGCAGACGCUUGGUCACAUACGCGAGCACCGAAUGCCCAACGAGGUUUGCAUGUUAUUUAAAAUGCUGCCCUGGCGAUACAGGCAUGGGCAGAAGUAGCAGUUCAAUGCAGUAUAUUGGUGUGAAAUGUGUAUAGCGCUAUAUUGAUUAUAACCAUUUAAUUGAACGAUGCCCUUUUUAAAGCAUAUGCCAUGAUGUGAUCUUGUCAAUGCUAGUUGUAAGCAAAUACACAUCUGAACGCAAGAGCCAACACCUAUUCUGCUCGGCACAACUAAGGCUAAUCUAGGGUUUGUAUACAACUAUGAAAACCUUGUCAUGUACAGUAUAUGGUUGUAUAGGUAUUAUGUAUACAGUGCAUUGCUUCUCUUUUCUACACCAAGCCUUAGGAUCAAUAGGAGUAACUCAUUUGAUUUGAAAAGGCUGUUGGCUAUAUUGUCAAUGUGAUUACUGUUGUUCAUCGAUCUGAACAUCUCAACGGGACAUUCAACCACUUUUAGGUGCAAAGUAAAUUGCACCUAACAUUGAUUCAAUAGCGUAGCAACCCCUCGUCCCACCUACUGUAUAACCAUCUUAGAUUUGUAACAUGAGUGACAACUUUAGCUGGAGUCUGUAACUGUCUCAACUAGAGAAGCCUAAGAUGUCCAAGACCGUGGCCUAGUUUGCUGGCUGUCACCUUGGUGUUAGAAUGACCCUUGUCCCUCUCUGACCUCUGUGUGCUAUCACUUUAUGCCAAGAGAGUAAGAGAGGGGUCUCCUUACAGCUUAGGAGAGAGAGACUCCUUGCAGGUUAGGAGAGAGGUCUCCUUACAUUUUAGGGGAGGAGAGAGAGGUCUCCUUACAGCUUAGAGGAGGAGGGAGGAGAGAGGUCUCCAUACAGCUUAGAGGAGAGAGAGAGAGAGAUCUAUACAGCUUAGAGGAGAGAGGGAGAGAGAGAUCUA
This is a messenger RNA of Oncorhynchus gorbuscha (pink salmon), 4178 nucleotides long. RefSeq names its product sodium/hydrogen exchanger 1-like. Gene Ontology annotation, biological process: regulation of pH; sodium ion transport. Gene Ontology annotation, molecular function: sodium:proton antiporter activity. The annotation marks the transcript as partial. Gene Ontology annotation, cellular component: membrane. The transcript has 7 exons. Lineage: Eukaryota; Metazoa; Chordata; Actinopteri; Salmoniformes; Salmonidae. The record is from RefSeq and is a predicted model, not a curated record.